AUGGCCCAUGCCACAAAAGCUGCACACAUCCUCUUGCAAAACUACCGAGAAAAGAGAAUUCGGAAAAAAACGCCAAAUCUUUCUCAAAAAAACUUGUUCGCGAAUUAUUCGCAAUUCGCGAAUGAUUCGACUAAAAAAACGGCACUCACGGUCGCGGAUUCGCGGCCGAGGCUCGCCGCCCGCAUCGUCGCCGCGCUCGUCGUCGCGGAUUCGCGGCUGAGGGUCGCGUCGUCGUCGCUCUCGUCGCCGAACUUGUCUGGGUUGUCCUCCUCCUCCUCCGCCGUCCUGGCCGGCACCGGAAGCAAGAGCCGCCGCGACGGCAGAUGCCCUCUCGUGCCGUCCGCAGAAAAAAGAGGAAAAGAAACAGCCGGACGUGUCAAGCUUGGAACAUGGGGUGGAAAUCGGGGAGCUCUUCACGACAUCGAUGGUUACCCUACACGCCUGUCGAAGAUUGUAAUUCAUAGCGGUCAUGCGGUCGAUUCGCUCUCAUUUGAGUAUGAUCGAGACGGAAAGACAUUUAAGGCCGGCCCAUGGGGUGGUUCUGGAGGAGACCCCACUAAGAUCGAAUUUAAACCUGGCGAGUAUCUGACUGAGAUAAAGGGCACCGUCGGCACAUUCGCCGACAUCGACAAUUUGGUGAGAUCGCUCACUUUCGUCACCAACGUUAAUAAGUCGUACGGGCCAUUUGGAGUGGAGCAAGGAACUCGCUUCUCCGUUCCCGUUGCGCAUGGUCGGAUCGUUGCCUUGUAUGGACGCUCUGGCACGUACCUUGAUGCGAUCGGGGUUUAUCUGAUGCGUAACUGA
This is a messenger RNA of Ananas comosus (pineapple), 804 nucleotides long. Its product is annotated as salt stress-induced protein-like. The record is from RefSeq and is a predicted model, not a curated record. The coding region runs from base 1 to 804 and encodes 267 amino acids. The transcript has 4 exons. Gene Ontology annotation, molecular function: carbohydrate binding. NCBI's taxonomy places the organism in Eukaryota, Viridiplantae, Streptophyta, Magnoliopsida, Poales, Bromeliaceae.